This is a messenger RNA of Somion occarium, 1710 nucleotides long. The record is from the annotation of a GenBank genome assembly. Lineage: Eukaryota; Fungi; Basidiomycota; Agaricomycetes; Polyporales; Cerrenaceae.
GCGCAAGCUCGUCAUCCUCCCGCCAUCGAAUCUUGUUCACUGCGAAAAUACACCGUCGCUAUAAAAAUGAAUCCAGUCAGCCAUCGUUCUAUUCCUCACACACUCUCUUCUACGCUCUCUCUCUAUAUCCCGUCUACUAUCUUAACAGCGGAGCACCAUGUCCCCAGCGAUUCUCACCCCCGACGCUCACUUGAACGGUCUCAAAAAGCCUCACCAGGAUGGCUUUGGCACUCGUGCUAUCCACGUCGGAUCUGAGCCCAGUGCGGAGACCGGCGCUGUUAUUCCUGCCAUUUCCCUCAGCACUACAUACCAGCAGGAGGCUAUCGGGACUCACAAGGGUUUCGAAUAUUCUCGCUCAGGAAACCCCAAUCGAAAUGCGCUUGAGGCUACCCUCGCCUCUAUAGAAGCAGGAGGUGCCUACGCACUCGCUUUCUCCUCCGGUUCGGCCACCACUGCCACUGUGCUUCAAGCACUCGGUCCCGAUUCGCACAUCGUCAGUGUGAAUGAUGUCUAUGGCGGCACUUUCCGCUACAUGUCCAAGGUUGCGAAGAUCAACCAAGGACUAGAUACCACUUUCGUCGACCUAGAGAACGCAGAUGACGAUACCAUCUUGGCUGCCUUUAGACCAAAUACCAAGCUCGUCUGGAUAGAAACACCUACAAACCCCACCCUCCGACUGAUCGAUAUACCCCGUAUAGUCUCUCUCGCUCGCUCACAUCCUUCCUCUCCCGUCGUCCUCGUUGAUAACACCUUCCUCUCACCAUUCUACCAAUCUCCACUCUUACAAGGCGCCGACGUUGUGAUGCAUUCACUCACGAAAUACGUGAAUGGUCACUCAGAUGUCGUCAUGGGCGCUUUGAUCCUCCCUUCUCAUCGUGCCGAGCUUGCAGACAAGCUCCGGUUCCUUCAGAACGCCAUCGGCGCCAUUCCCAGUCCGUAUGAUUGCUGGCUCGCUCAACGAGGUAUCAAGACGCUUCAUUUGAGGAUGAAGCAACAUGGCGCGAACGCGCUUGCUGUUGCUCACACACUCAAGAAAUCACCGUACGUCGAGGAAGUCAUCUACCCUGGAUUGGCAUCACAUCCCCGUAAUGACCUCGCAUACCGUUCACUCUCCCCUCAUGCUCGCAAGUUCGUCGACUCGUAUCUGAGCAACAACGGCUCCAGCAGAUCAUCAGAAUCUGGCGACUACACAUAUGAAGAGGGCGGUUUCCCUUAUGGUGGUAUGAUCUCUUUCAGGAUCCUAGGAGGCGCAGAGGAAGCGGAGAAGUUCCUGACAUCCACUCGGCUCUUCACUCUUGCUGAGUCCCUUGGUGGUGUGGAGUCACUUGCAGAACACCCUGCGAAGAUGACUCACGGAAGUAUUCCCGAAGCUGAACGAGCACUCUUGGGCAUCGGCGAGAACCUCAUCAGGUUGUCUGUGGGCGUCGAGGAGGUCGAGGACCUCGUUGCCGAUGUCGAGCAGGCAUUGGUGGCUGCGGUCGGCUCUAAGUCUACUUGAUCCUUAGAUCUUGCGAGUUACUUUUUGGAUUUGGCCUUAUGUGUAGUAUGGAUUUCACUUUCUAUCGCUUGGACUGUACACCUUGUGCAUCAUUUAUAGAUAUUAUAUGUAUUGACUGUGUAUAUCCUCACACGCACUGCAGUAGAGACCAUAAUAGUGUAGAAGAUUGGAUAGCUUUCGCACUUAUAUAUUUAAGGAAUGUUUGCAUUCAU